AUGGGCAAUCAAGAUUUCGAAAAUAACCAAACCCUUUUUUCUGUUCUUAAAGGAGAAGAAUUUCCUACCAGCAAGAUUCUCUCAAGAGAUUCAUCGGUUGGUCAAUCAUCGCGUAUAUACUAUCAAAACACAACCAACGAAGGUGUACCCUUCAAAUGGGAGAUGCAACCAGGAACACCCAAGAAUCCGCCACAAGUAGAGAUCAUCCCGCCACCAACACCACCACCGGCUGUACAAAGCCUAGCCAUUCCUCGGCCUAAACUUGUUGUUAGUGGCUCUAAAGAUUCGUUUUCAUGGAGGUUUUGGUCUUGGAAGAAGGUAAGUAAGAAUCUUAGGCUACAAACAUACGAUCGAAGAGGGCGCCAUACAAGGUUUAAUAAACACGCAACUUACUCUGAUGGAGAUUCCGAUGCUGAGUUUGUAGGAUGGGUUCGUAGUGAUUCAAGAGCUUCAUCAUUUUCAUCUUCAUCUUCCUUGGACAGCUAUACUGAAAGAUUCAGACGAGGGUCACCUUUUCUUUGCAGUCCAUGGAGGACAUGA
Molecule: messenger RNA, 540 nt
Organism: Lactuca saligna
Lineage: Eukaryota; Viridiplantae; Streptophyta; Magnoliopsida; Asterales; Asteraceae
Source: the annotation of a GenBank genome assembly